AUGCAAUAGAGUUUCUCAUCUCAUCUGUUGGGUUAAGACGUGUUGUAUUCUGAAGGUUGUGUGAACGUGAUUAAACGUCAUCAUGAACAGAAUGUUAGUGUGGAUGUUACUGAUUAGGUCUACGUCAUGUCACUCAACGGAGGUGACGAGACCGUCGUCAACUGAGACGGCGUCUUUCGAUGCGACCAGCGAGACCUCUCUGGAUGAUAUGUUCAUGGGUACUGUCCUGUCACAGAGGCGUACAACAAGCAGGACAACAGUCACAGGUCACAUUGACCUUGACCCCACGGAGAAAGGUCAUCACCAUGAUGACCUCACAGGGAGGACCAGUUCAAGGUCGGGUCAGUUUGGGAUUUUACCUCUCUUCUUCCCUCCUGUAUGGGCGGGAAUCAUCCAGGCCGGUAGAGACAUCUACAGCUACAACGUCAGUGACGACUGUAAGGUAGAACUUUACCACUACGCCGUGGACCUUCAACGCAGGAAGGAAUGGGCCAUUAACAUGUAUGAUGCGACUGGUAAACAAGGUCCUGGGCUAAUCAAGGGAUCAGUCACGUGGCAUGGAAACUACGACCAAUGUGUAAACGUUCGACACUCAUUGCCAUCACAUGACACAGGAAGUGACGUCAUGAAGGAAAUACAGGCACAGUACUGCUCGGCUACAUUUGAUAUCCCAGGAUGGCUGGAGGACUAUAUAGCUGAUCAGCACCUGCCGUUCCCCAUGCACCUGCCGCACCUGACUGUGGACAUCUGCAUCCCUCCUGGCUGUGUGGAGGAUGAUCUCACCACCAUCAUCAACACAUAUAAGAACCAGUCAGAAACUAAGAUAAGUUUGGUCAGCAUCACGUGUCACGAGGACUUGCGACUUGUUGACGACGCCGCGGCCAUAUUCUCUGUAUGCGUCCUGGGUUUAAUUGCAUCUUUAGUUUUCUUCGGAAGCAUGGUGACUGUCAUUGUAAAGCUGACAACUCCAAAGGGAGAGGUUGAGACAACGACCCUCGUUGGAUUCUUCAGCAGUCGGGGAAGCAUCUUCUCCACUGCACGUCGCAACAGCAUGCACUUCUCACGCUGGGGUAGCACCCGCUCAAAACGGGAAAGCAAUCACUAUCGCCUUGAUAGUGUGUCUUCAGACUCGCCUUACUCUGCGGAUCAACCUGACGUCGUUGAGGUUGGAGAAAGGUCCGCUAACGUGAUCGAAACAUGCCUCACAGAAGGAGAUCGGGAGGCGACACACAUGGCCAUGAGGGAAGAGGGCCGUUCACGUCAGGUACGUUCACAAGGAAUUUGCCCAAAUAAAACCAAAGUUACUGGCCAUUACAGUAAGAACAAAGUACGGAAAGAUUGCAUUUUAACCACUGACCUCCUUAAACCUUGUCAUUUAUGGUAUUAA
Messenger RNA from Haliotis rubra (blacklip abalone), 1387 nucleotides. RefSeq lists its product as uncharacterized. The coding region runs from base 83 to 1387 and encodes 434 amino acids. The record is from RefSeq and is a predicted model, not a curated record. Lineage: Eukaryota; Metazoa; Mollusca; Gastropoda; Lepetellida; Haliotidae. The transcript is spliced from 5 exons.